CGCCUCCUGCAGUCGCAUCCCUCCAUCCCCUCUGGAGUUACGGCUGCUACAGGAGAAGCCUAUCCUCGUAGGAGCGGGAGACUUGAUGGACGAGGGGGCACCUCCGGGCUGUAGCAGCAGACGCUGGGCGUGUGAAGUGCGCCCUAGGGGGGCAGGCUGCUGGCAGAGGGGCCCGGUCUGCGCGCCGGCGGGAGGCUUUUCCCGAGACGAAGCUGGCACUUGACUUUCCCCGAUCUUCGUCCGGGGCAUCUUCCCUGCCGUCUGCAGCCCCAAGAACCCACUGCCUCCACUUUGCAGCCCCGGCCUGUCCCAUUCUCUCGCUUUCUUUUUUGGCACUGCCCUUUGCCCUCCCAUGGAGUCAUCUGUUUACUCUCCCUUCACUUGCAAUCACCCAUAGGUCACCCUCCCUUUUCCACAUUCACCCACUUUGUCCCCUUUCCCUCUCCCCCUCACUCUUCACCUCUCCCCGAGUCGCCUUCUCAGAGGAGUCUGCCGACGGAGAUGCUGCGGACCCCGCGGCCAGGGUCUGCUCUCCGGAGAACCCUCCGUCCACCUUUGCCCCCUCCCCGGGGGCGCAGGAGGCAAGUUUCCGCCCCGUCCUUUCCCCAGUGACAGGACUUGGCGGCGGCCACGGCCAGGGAGGCGGAGGGAGAGACGGCCUGGCUCCCGAGCCCCCUCCCCUGCUCGCGAGCUCGCGCGGUCUGUGUCUCUCUCCGCAAGUGCGGAGACGCGGAGGAGGAGGAGGAGGAGGGAGUUGGGGGAGGAUCUCCAUUGAAAUAAACAACCAGGCAGCAGUUAUUAACACGGGAACAUGGCGGCCGCAGCCUCAGCCACAGCUUCGGCGGCGAAGGUCAGCGCCGACGGCAGCCGGCACCUGACGGCGUGACCGACCCGAGCCGAUUUCUCUCGGAUUUGGCUACAAAUUUAUAGAUCUUCUGCACUGUGUACAGGCACAGAGUUGUGACCUGAAGAAAUGACUGGAGGGAGACUGAGCAUCUCAGAGUACACGGAGGGAAGGCUGGCGGUUUGAUGGUUGCUGAUAUGUGUUCAAGAUGAGUGGGAUGGGAGAAAAUACCUCUGACCCAUCCAGGGCAGAGACAAGAAAGCGCAAGGAAUGUCCUGACCAGCUUGGACCCAGCCCCAAGAGGAGCACUGAGAAGCGUAAUCGUGAACAGGAAAAUAAAUACAUUGAAGAACUCGCAGAGCUGAUUUUUGCAAAUUUUAAUGAUAUAGACAACUUCAACUUCAAACCUGACAAAUGUGCAAUCUUAAAAGAAACUGUGAAGCAAAUUCGUCAGAUCAAAGAACAAGAGAAAGCAGCAGCUGCCAACAUAGAUGAAGUACAGAAGUCAGAUGUGUCAUCAACAGGGCAGGGCGUCAUCGACAAGGAUGCGCUGGGGCCCAUGAUGCUUGAGGCCCUUGAUGGGUUCUUCUUUGUGGUGAAUCUGGAAGGCAACGUUGUAUUUGUUUCAGAAAAUGUGACACAGUACCUAAGGUAUAACCAAGAGGAGCUGAUGAACAAAAGUGUAUAUAGCAUCCUGCAUGUUGGGGACCACACUGAAUUUGUCAAAAACCUGCUGCCAAAGUCUAUAGUGAACGGGGGAUCCUGGUCUGGCGAGCCUCCUAGGCGGAACAGCCAUACCUUUAAUUGCCGGAUGCUGGUAAAACCUUUGCCUGAUUCGGAAGAGGAAGGUCACGACAACCAGGAAGCACAUCAGAAAUAUGAAACUAUGCAGUGCUUUGCCGUCUCUCAACCAAAGUCCAUCAAAGAAGAAGGAGAAGAUUUGCAGUCCUGCUUGAUUUGUGUGGCAAGAAGAGUUCCCAUGAAGGAAAGACCAGGUCUUCCCUCAUCAGAAAGUUUUACUACUCGCCAAGAUCUCCAAGGCAAGAUCACGUCACUGGAUACCAGCACCAUGCGGGCAGCCAUGAAGCCAGGCUGGGAGGACCUGGUGAGAAGGUGCAUUCAGAAGUUCCACGCGCAGCAUGAAGGGGAAUCUGGGUCCUAUGCUAAGAGGCAUCAUCACGAAGUGCUGAGACAAGGAUUGGCAUUCAGUCAAAUCUAUCGUUUUUCCUUGUCCGAUGGCACUCUUGUUGCUGCACAAACGAAGAGCAAACUCAUCCGUUCUCAGACUACUAAUGAACCUCAGCUUGUAAUAUCGUUACAUAUGCUUCACAGAGAGCAGAAUGUGUGUGUAAUGAAUCCGGAUCUGACUGGACAAGCGAUGGGGAAGCCAUUGAAUCCAAUUAGCUCUAGCAGCCCUGCCCAUCAGGCCAUGUGCAGUGGGAACCCAGGUCAGGACAUGACCCUCAGUAGCAAUAUAAAUUUUCCCAUCAAUGGCCCGAAGGAGCAGAUGGGCAUGCCCAUGGGCAGGUUUGGUGGUUCUGGGGGAAUGAACCAUGUGUCGAGCAUGCAAGCAACCACUCCUCAGGGUAGUAACUAUGCACUCAAAAUGAACAGUCCCUCACAGAGCAGCCCUGGCAUGAAUCCAGGACAGCCCAACUCCAUGCUUUCACCACGGCAUCGCAUGAGCCCCGGAGUGGCUGGAAGCCCUCGAAUCCCGCCCAGUCAGUUUUCCCCCGCAGGAAGCUUGCAUUCCCCUGUGGGAGUUUGCAGCAGCACAGGAAAUAGCCAUAGCUACACCAACAGUUCCCUCAACGCACUUCAGGCCCUCAGCGAGGGGCACGGGGUCUCACUGGGGUCUUCGUUGGCUUCACCAGACCUAAAAAUGGGCAAUUUGCAAAACUCCCCCGUUAAUAUGAAUCCUCCCCCACUCAGCAAGAUGGGAAGCUUAGACUCCAAAGACUGUUUUGGACUUUACGGGGAGCCAUCUGAAGGUACCACUGGUCAAGCAGAGAGCAGCUGCCAUCCGGGAGAGCAGAAGGAAGCAAACGAUCCCAGCAUGCCCCAGGCUGUGAGCGGCGAGAGAUCUGACGGACAAAGUAGACUGCAUGACGGCAAAGGACAGACCAAACUCCUACAGCUGUUGACCACCAAAUCUGACCAGAUGGAGCCUUCGCCCUUAUCCAGCUCUUUGUCGGACACAAACAAGGACUCCACGGGCAGCUUGCCUGGUUCUGGGUCGACACAUGGAACCUCGCUCAAGGAGAAGCAUAAGAUUUUGCACAGACUCUUGCAGGACAGCAGUUCCCCUGUGGACUUGGCCAAGUUAACGGCAGAAGCCACAGGCAAAGAACUGAGCCAGGAGGCCGGCAACACAGCCCCUGGUUCAGAAGUGACUAUUAAACAAGAGCCCGUGAGCCCCAAGAAGAAAGAGAAUGCACUACUUCGUUACUUGCUAGAUAAAGACGAUACUAAAGAUAUUGGUUUACCAGAAAUAACCCCCAAACUUGAGCGACUGGACAGUAAGACAGACCCUGCCAGUAACACAAAAUUGAUAGCUAUGAAAACUGAGAAGGAGGAGAUGAGCUUUGAGCCUAGCGACCAGCCUGGCAGUGAGCUGGACAACCUGGAAGAGAUUUUGGAUGAUUUGCAGAAUAGUCAAUUACCACAGCUUUUCCCAGACACGAGGCCCGGCGCCCCUGCUGGAUCAGUUGACAAGCAAGCCAUCAUCAAUGACCUCAUGCAACUCACAGCUGAAAACAGUCCUGUUACACCUGUUGGAGCCCAGAAAACAGCAUUGCGAAUUUCACAGAGCACUUUUAAUAACCCACGACCAGGGCAACUGGGCAGGUUAUUGCCAAACCAGAACUUACCACUUGACAUCACAUUGCAAAGCCCAACUGGUGCUGGACCUUUCCCACCAAUCAGAAACAAUAGUCCCUACUCAGUGAUACCUCAGCCAGGAAUGAUGGGUAAUCAAGGGAUGAUAGGAAACCAAGGAAAUUUAGGGAACAGUAGCACAGGAAUGAUUGGUAGUAAUGCUUCCCGGCCCACUAUGCCAUCUGGGGAGUGGGCCCCACAGAGUUCUGCUGUGAGAGUCACCUGUGCUGCUACCACCGGUGCCCUGAACCGGCCAAUCCAAGGAGGUAUGAUUCGGAACCCAACAGCCAGCAUCCCCAUGAGACCCAACAGCCAACCUGGCCAAAGACAGAUGCUUCAGUCUCAGGUCAUGAAUAUAGGGCCAUCUGAAUUAGAGAUGAAUAUGGGGGGACCGCAGUAUAGCCAACAACAAGCUCCCCCAAAUCAGACUGCCCCAUGGCCUGAAAGCAUCCUGCCUAUAGACCAGGCAUCUUUCGCCAGCCAAAACAGGCAGCCAUUCGGCAGCUCUCCGGACGACCUGCUGUGCCCACAUCCUGCAGCAGAGUCGCCCAGUGAUGAAGGCGCUCUCCUGGACCAGCUCUAUUUAGCCUUGCGGAAUUUCGAUGGCCUGGAGGAGAUUGACCGAGCCCUCGGAAUACCCGAACUGGUCAGCCAGAGCCAAGCAGUCGAUCCGGAACAGUUCUCCAGUCAGGAAUCCAACAUCAUGCUGGAGCAGAAGACCCCGGUUUUCCCACAGCAGUAUGCAUCUCAGGCCCAGAUGGCCCAGGGAAGCUAUAACCCCAUGCAGGAUCCGAACUUCCAUACCAUGGGACAGCGGCCCAGCUACACCACACUCCGCAUGCAGCCCAGACCCGGCCUCAGGCCCGCAGGCCUGGUGCAGAACCAGCCAAACCAGCUGCGACUCCAGCUGCAGCAUCGCCUCCAGGCACAGCAGAAUCGCCAGCCACUUAUGAAUCAAAUCAGCAAUGUUUCAAAUGUGAACUUGACCCUGAGGCCUGGAGUACCAACACAGGCACCUAUUAAUGCACAGAUGCUGGCCCAAAGACAAAGGGAAAUCCUGAACCAGCAUCUUCGACAGAGACAAAUGCAUCAGCAACAGCAAGUUCAGCAGCGAACACUGAUGAUGAGAGGACAAGGGCUGAACAUGACAUCGAGCAUGGUGGCUCCUGGUGGUUUACCAGCAACUCUGAGCAACCCCCGGAUCCCCCAGGCAAAUGCACAGCAGUUUCCAUUUCCUCCAAACUACGGAAUAAGUCAGCAACCUGAUCCAGGCUUUACUGGGGCCACAACACCCCAGAGCCCUCUGAUGUCACCCAGAAUGGCACAUACCCAGAGCCCCAUGAUGCAGCAGUCUCAGGCUAAUCCAGCCUACCAGGCCUCCUCUGACAUGAAUGGGUGGGCGCAAGGGAAUAUUGGUGGAAACAGCAUGUUUUCACAACAGUCCCCACCACACUUUGGGCAACAAGCAAACACCAGCAUGUACAAUAACAAUAUGAACAUCAAUGUAUCCAUGGCGACCAACACAGGUGGGAUGAGCAACAUGAACCAGAUGACAGGACAGAUCAGCAUGACCUCAGUGACCUCCGUGCCUACGUCGGGGCUGUCCUCCAUGGGUCCCGAGCAGGUUAAUGACCCUGCUCUGAGGGGAGGCAACCUUUUCCCAAACCAGCUGCCUGGAAUGGAUAUGAUUAAGCAGGAGGGAGACGCAUCACGGAAAUACUGCUGACACUGAAGGUAGCUGGUUGCUUCUCUCUUCAGCUGACGGGGCUCACUUGCUCAAAACACUUACCGGCCUGGAGAGCUGUGUCUAUCUGUUUUGACCCAAUCGACCUGCCAGCCAGUUCUGCCAGAGCCAGGUCAGCAGACGGGCCGGGGCCCUGGCUCCCGGGGUGGAGUCCACCUGGCUGUUGCAGGAGGAGCCGCCUCUUCUCUUGACAGUCUGAAGCUCGCGUCCAGACAGUUGCUCAGUCUGUUCACUGCAUUCACCUUAGUGCAACUUAGAUCUCUCCUGCAAAGUAAAUGUUGACAGGCAAAUUUCAUACCCAUGUCAGAUUGAAUGUAUUUAAAUGUAUGUAUUUAAGGAAAACAACCAUGCUCUUGUUCUGUUCCUGUUUGGUUCCAGACACUGGUUUCUUGCUUUGUUUUCCCUGGCUAAUCAGUCUAGUGCAAAAGAUUAAGAUUUCAUCUCGGGAAAGAAAAGAGUUAAAAAAAAAAAAAAAAAAAUACACACACUAAAAGGUGUUUUAACCUAAAGCCUGCAUUUGGGAUAAAAGCAGAGCAGACACCACGGACAGCACUGUAUGUACAGAGACACCCAAGAAGUGAAGACCAGUAAAGUCAUAGUAUCUUUGUAGAAGCUCUAGAGACCAUGUUGAGAAGAGUGUCCAUUGCCGAACAGAGGAAAAGGAGCCUGUGAGAGGGCUGUUGAUAUUAACAAGUGCUUUUUUCUUUUUUUCUUUGUCAAAAUCAAAUUAUUCCACCUAAAUUGUGAAUCAAGAAGAAAUAUUGUUCAUUUCCAAACUAAGUUCCCUUUAGAUUGAUAAGACAGCUUUGAUUAGCGUCCUCUCUUCUCCAUCCAAUCCUGACUCUUCCUUCCCCCGUCAGCCUUCCCUACUUUCGUUUUUUUUUUUUGUUUUGUUUUUUUUAAUUUAAACGCAACAGAAACCAGGUAAGCCCUUUAUUUCCUUAAAUGUUUUGCCAGCCACUGUCAAUUGCUAACUAUUAAAUUUCAGAAAAAAAGCAUUUACUGGCAAGGAGAGGAGCCAAGUUAGGACUUGAUACAAUCCAACUAAGGAUACCUGCUUUGAAAGCAUGUUUAUUCUGUUCCCCAGCAACACUGGCCUACAAGAACGGGAGAAAGUAACUGUGUGUUUAAAAUUGACAGCAGAUAUCACAACAGAUUUAACCUCCGCCAUGUGUUUUUUAUUUUGUUUUCUAGCAGUGCUGAUGAAGCCGAAGUUUUGUAAGGUACAUAAAAUCCAAUUUAUAUGUAAACAAGCAAUAAUUUAAGUUGAGAACUUCAGUGUUUUAAUUGUAUAAUUUUUGUGAGGUAUACAUAUUGUGGAAUUGACUCAAAAAUGAGGUACUUCAGUAUUAAAUUAGAUAUCUUCAUAGCAAUGUCUCCUAAAGGUGUUUUGUAAAGGAUAUCAAUGCCUUGAUUAGACCUAAUUUGUAGACUUAAGACUUUUUAUUUUCUAAACCUUGUGAUUCUGCUCAUAAAUCAUUUAUCUAAUCUAUAUGAUAUGCAGCCGCUGUAGGAACCAAUUCUUGAUUUUUAUAUGUUUAUAUUCUUUCUUAAUGAACCUUAGAAAGACUACAUGUUACUAAGCAGGCCACUUUUAUGGUUGUUUUUCUUGCCCACUCUGGUAGGGGAAUAAUCUUUUAUUAAUUGGCAUCAGUUUCAGACAACUGCAAUACCAAGAAACUGAUGACCUUUUUUGAGCUAUUUCUCCCCAACCCCUAAAACACAUACUUUCUUACCUAAAUUUCAGAAUGAUGUCUUUUUGAUGUCUAAAAAGCAAAGCAUUUUAUAUCUCAUUAGCCAGGCUUUUUAGGAACAGAGAGGUUUUUCCUUGAAAUUUGUUUAUUUGUGGCAGGGUGAAAAAUGUACAAACUACCCCUAUUUAUAUUUAUAUCUCUCUCUAUAUGUGCAAAUUAUGGAGUAUAGAAAGAGAUAUAGCCCAAAGAUAAGUGGUUAAGUAGACAGUCUGAAAGUGUUGCUCCAUACUAAAGAAAUUUUUCUGGAAAUUUGCAUUUCGAUACUUUUUUCCCACUUGAGAGGGGUAUCGCUCGCUACAGGGAGGUGGCCAGGAACAGCACUUCUCAGCGGCCACCAGUUCACGUGUCCCCCUCGAAAUGCUCUACUUUUCUCAACCGAACCACUGGGUUGCCCAGUCGUGAUGGAAAAAAUGAGUAGAUGUUGGCCCGAAACUCCGUGACCUCAUCGGUGUGAUGAGGCUCACAUUACCCAGUUUACUGUGACCGGUUUUAAGUUGAUUUUUUAGAAAUAUGUGAAUUGGAAUGACUUUAUCUUCACACAGCACAGAAGAGAAAUGGAGUUUAAACUGGCUUUGUUUCAAGUCCCUUUUCACUAAAACACUGUCCCCAGAAUAUCAGUGUAUCUUUGAUUGUUUAUCCAUCUGCCCACUGUGUCUUAAUGUCAAUCCCAAUUCAGACAAAUCUGCAAACCUCUGAUACCGAUAAUUUAGAAUAAUUCACGAUCAUUACUGUUUUGAAGGAAGAGAGAUUAUAAAUUCUCUGAUGGCUCAGACCAGGUAAUGGAUUUUGCUUUACAUCUAACUGAAAAGAGAAAAGUCAGUGAAGGAAUCCUCUGAUCAUAUUGAUCACUGUAGAAGCAAAAGCCAAAUCAGUCCCCUUCAUUAUCAGUAUUUCUCAUGCUGUAAACAAUAAAUUUGUCAGACUGAGUACUUGGUUUUGUUUUAAUAGAACAAAUAAUCAGUGUUUUACUUAUAUUACUAAAUGUGAAAAACACAUAAUGUGAAAAGUAUACAUACAUUAACUUGGUUGUAAAACUCAUUUAAGUGUUCAUGUAAUGUGCUAAGUUUAAAAAGUGAAGUGAGCUGUUUUACUACAAUGAAUUCGUUUGACUCAAAGACUAAAAAUGCCCCUCCCACGUGUAUCUCUUACGGCCUGUAAUAACUGAAAGCAAUGUUUUUGCAGUUUAUAUAAUGCAAUUUUUAAUCUGUGUUUAAAAAUGGAGUUCAUAUGGGCUUAACACAUGAAAUGGGUGGCACAGACCCACUUGCAGAACCCAAAGAUACACAAUCAAUUUUGAAAUGCAACUUAAGCCAUUAAUUGUUGGUGUGAAUUUAAAAUUUUCUAGUAUUUGUAUGGUAGUAUGCUGCCUAAGAGCAAAGCAUUCUCUGCACAAAAGAAAAUUACUGUAGUGGCUUCGAUUUUAAUUAGAAUUUUCUCCCUGGUGUUUCUUUAUAGAGGAAAACAAAAUCUUUUAAGUUUCUUACUACAGGUAAAAGCUAUGUGCAAGAACCUCAAAAUGCUAAAAUCUAGCAUAAUGCCUUAGAUCUGUUUUUAAGUCUUGUAUAUUCCUACAUAGCUGUCCAAUGUAUUAUAUUUGUAUAGUGAAUUGUGUACAAUUUUUGAAUAAGUGCAUCAUCACUUAACCUUUAUGUUGUUGAAUAGUGAUGAUGAUACAUUUCUUCAAACAUUUAACUGUCAUUUUUGUUCCUUUGUCAUUUGUGGGUUUUAUUUGUACAGUUCCUCAUGAAGUUGCAUCUGAGAUGUGUGUAUAUGAAAAGAUUAUACAAGGGUAAAAUUAAGCAAUAUAUUAACUAUGGUUCUUCAGGAGAAAGCUUACAGUGUUUCAGGUUGUGAUUUAUUUUCAAAAUGGAGUUGACUCUGAACAUCACUUUGUUCACCUGCAUUGAUGUUUGUAUUUCUAGUGUGAGCAGUUUAUGCAAAGGUAGAUAUAUUCAGAGAAAUUUUAAAUACAUUUAUGCAAGUUAAUAUUGCUUUGCUGAUGCUAUUUGCUUAUUUGAUGUUAAAUAAUGCUAUUGUAAAUAAAGAAUUCUGUUGUUAUUGCAUCAUUUAAUAAAUUUUAAUGCCUUCGGGUUUUACAUGG
Messenger RNA from Leopardus geoffroyi (Geoffroy's cat), 9320 nucleotides. RefSeq names its product nuclear receptor coactivator 2 (gene NCOA2). The transcript has 24 exons. Lineage: Eukaryota; Metazoa; Chordata; Mammalia; Carnivora; Felidae. The record is from RefSeq and is a predicted model, not a curated record. The coding region runs from base 1053 to 5447 and encodes 1464 amino acids. Gene Ontology annotation, biological process: cellular response to hormone stimulus; positive regulation of transcription by RNA polymerase II. Gene Ontology annotation, cellular component: nucleus. Gene Ontology annotation, molecular function: nuclear receptor binding; protein dimerization activity.